Arvicanthis niloticus (Nile rat) is the source of this 2419-nucleotide messenger RNA. It is a transcript of the gene Plekha3, whose product is annotated as pleckstrin homology domain containing A3. NCBI's taxonomy places the organism in Eukaryota, Metazoa, Chordata, Mammalia, Rodentia, Muridae. Gene Ontology annotation, cellular component: early endosome; trans-Golgi network; recycling endosome. The record is from RefSeq and is a predicted model, not a curated record. Gene Ontology annotation, biological process: retrograde transport, endosome to Golgi; endosome organization; receptor recycling.
CAAGCCGGGAGCCCGGGGGAAGGAAGGCGGGCGUGCAGGAGGGCAGCGCCGGGGCUCGUGGAGCGGCGGCGGAGCGGGAGGGCGGCGGGCGCUGGGGUCGCCCCUGGGGUCGCCGCGCCGUUCCCGCUGGGGAUGUUCGCGCCUCGCGGCCUCCGAGCAUCACGGGGCGCCCGCCGGCCGGGCCUCUGAGGGCCGCCGGGUCGGGGCGGAGGGCUGCGGGCCCGCGCCUCCGCAGCAGCGCGGCCGGCGCCGGGCCAGGAGGAUGCGCGGCGCCGGGCUCUGAAGCAUGGAGGGGGUUCUGUACAAGUGGACCAACUAUCUCACAGGUUGGCAGCCUCGAUGGUUUGUUCUGGAUAAUGGAAUCCUGUCCUACUAUGACUCACAAGACGAUGUCUGCAAAGGGAGCAAGGGGAGUAUAAAGAUGGCGGUGUGUGAGAUUAAAGUCCAUUCCGCAGACAACACAAGGAUGGAGCUAAUCAUUCCAGGAGAGCAGCAUUUCUAUAUGAAGGCAGUGAAUGCCGCAGAGAGACAGAGGUGGCUGGUCGCCCUCGGGAGCUCCAAAGCCUGCUUGACCGACACGAGGACUGCAAAAGAGAAAGAAAUAAGUGAGACCAGUGAAUCUCUGAAAACCAAAAUGUCUGAACUCCGCCUCUACUGUGACCUCCUCAUGCAGCAGGUUCAUACGAUCCAGGAAUUUGUCCACCAUGAUGAGAGGCAUUCAUCUCCCAGCGUAGAGAACAUGAAUGAGGCCUCUUCCUUGCUUAGUGCCACCUGUAACACAUUCAUCACAACCCUCGAGGAAUGUGUGAAGAUAGCUAAUGCCAAGUUUAAACCUGAGAUGUUUCAACUGCCUCAUCCGGAUCCCCUGGUCUCUCCUGUGUCGCCUUCUCCUGUUCAGAUGAUGAAGCGUUCAGCCAGCCACCCUGGUCCCUGCAGUUCUGAGAGGAGCAGUUGCUCCAUCAAAGAACCAGCAUCUGCCCUUCACCGACUUCCUCAGCGCCGCCGCAGAACCUACUCGGACACAGACUCUUGUACUGAUGUUCCCCCCGAAGACCCAGAGAGACCUCUUCACUGUUCAGGAAACACACUUAAUGGAGAUUUGGCAUCAGCAACCAUUCCGGAAGAAAGCAGACUUAUGGCCAAGACACAAUCUGAAUCUGAAGAACCUCUUCCACCCUUCUCCUGAGGAAACGGACAUGUCCAGCUUCCUCUGAGUGUUGCUAUGCAAAAGCUGCUGUAAUUAAACUUGUUCUGGGGUAGCUUUCCCCCCUCCUUAGGAUUUCUCUGCACUUUAUAGAAUAUUGUAAACAAACAACCCACAUACUUUUGAAGUGUAUUUUAUCUUUCUAUAGUUUACUUGCAAGAGUAUUUUCCUAAUAACUUCACAGUAUGAAUGUGCAUCUUUUUUUUUUUUUUAAACAAAUGAUGGUGUAACAUUUUGACAUCCAUAAGGACAAAUGUAGAUAUUUUUCUAAAAAACUGUGAGGGACUGACAGCUUGGUCAGUGUGUAUUGUAGUAUAUAAACAUGAAAUCUCGCCAGAUUUAUUUGACAGAAAUGUGAUAGAUGUAACUUGUGCCAUGGACCAAAAGGUCACUUCACCCCAGCUUAAAAUUAAUUACCAUAGCAGCUUGAUGGUGAUUUUUUUAUCCUACUCCUUUAAGCAAAAAGGAAACGCUUAAUAUUCUAAAGGUCUGUAGCCCAAAUACCAUGAUAUAUUGAGCAUUUAAAAAAAAAUCAGCCUCUGCUGUCCUUCAUGUGUGAAGUUGACACCUACUGAUUUCUCAAUACCAAACAUCAGAUUACAGUAUUUAAUUUUUAUUUAUUUAUUUUCUUAUUGCAUCAAAAGAUGGUUAUGCCCUAACUUUUUAAGUUCCCAAUUUAAGAUGUAUAUGCAUAGUUGUUAUUUACAUUGUUCUAAGAUACAUGAGGCAAGUGUCUCAGUGAUUUUGUUCCCUUACACCAGAGAAAUAAAUGGUUUUCAAUGGAAGAGGAUUCCAGUGCUUUUUGAAACAAUAGGCAUUAAGCUGCUGUUGUAAGGUAUGAGUUGCAGCUCUUUGGCAUAUCUAGAGACAUUUUUAAUUUAUGAAUAUUUAUACAAAAAAGUAAUUCUGUCAAGAUGACUGUUCUAUAUCACUUGAGAAUGGCAUUAUUUAAUUAAAGAACAAUUUGCAGUUUUUGGUAGUGCCUGUCGUAUCUAUUGCCGGGUUAUUCCUCUACACUGUAUUUCUUUUAAGUCACUUUGGGGUGAUGAUUUUAUCCCAGAGUUUGAAUGAGCAGCACUUUAACAAAAAUUGGCCUUGUAUUUUUCAGUUAGUCAUACUGAACGAAUACAUGGUUUUUACAUUCAGAUUCAUCAUAUAAUACAUUGUAUCUUUUACAUUCAUUGACACUCUAUUAAAUGCCUUUUGUGUUCUUUA